Molecule: messenger RNA, 2504 nt
Organism: Fusarium oxysporum Fo47
Lineage: Eukaryota; Fungi; Ascomycota; Sordariomycetes; Hypocreales; Nectriaceae
Product: ATP-dependent RNA helicase ECM16 domain-containing protein
Exons: 1
Coding region: 72-2405 (777 amino acids)
Biological process (GO): maturation of SSU-rRNA from tricistronic rRNA transcript (SSU-rRNA, 5.8S rRNA, LSU-rRNA)
Cellular component (GO): intracellular anatomical structure; nucleolus
Molecular function (GO): RNA binding
Source: RefSeq, a predicted model, not a curated record
GAAAGACUACUCAAAUUCCUCAGUUCUUGUAUGAAUCUGGUUAUGGUUCCCCCGACUCGCCAACGCCUGGUAUGAUUGGUAUCACUCAGCCCCGUCGAGUCGCUGCUGUCAGUAUGUCGAAGCGAGUUGGUGAGGAACUUGGUGAUAAGUCUGAGGUGGUGGCCUACCAGAUCCGUUUCGAGGGCACAGUUGAUCCUAAGACGGCUAUCAAGUUCAUGACUGAUGGUGUUUUGCUACGAGAAGUUGCGCAGGAUAUUACACUGAAGAAGUAUUCGGCCAUUGUCAUCGACGAAGCUCAUGAGAGAAGCGUCAACACGGAUAUCCUGAUUGGUAUGCUCAGCCGAGUCAUCAAGCUCCGAGCAGAACUAGCAGCAGAGGAUCCUACAGUCAAGCCUUUGAAACUCAUCAUCAUGUCUGCUACAUUGCGGAUAGAGGAUCUCACCAUGAAUCCGACGCUUUUUGCCACUCCACCGCCAGUAUUGGAGGUUGAGGGCCGACAACAUCCUGUCACCAUUCAUUUCUCCCGAAGAACUCAGCAUGAUUACGUGGAAGAGGCCUUCCGAAAGAUUAGCAGAGGCCAUAAGAAGUUACCACCUGGUGAUAUCCUUGUGUUCUUGACUGGCCGCAACGAGAUUCUAGAGCUCAGCAAGAAGCUAAAGGCUACAUUUGGCGGUCCAAAGACUGCGGAUGGACCCAAAGUACAAAUUUCUGCUAGCGAGGCUCCUAUUGAGGUAGAAGAUAUUGAGUUUGGAGACGUGGAUGACCGUAAUGGCGAUGAUUUUGAUGAGAUACCCACAGAUGACGAAGAUGAGGACGAUGAGGAUGAGUUCCAGAUCGAAGAGGACCAGGAGGUUGCACCAUUAAAGAUGCGAGUCUUACCUCUUUACUCCUUGCUUCCAACACGCGAGCAGAUGCGAGUCUUUGAGCCAGCACCUGAGGGCACACGAAACAUCAUCUUGGCAACCAACGUUGCGGAAACCAGUUUGACUAUUCCUGGUAUUCGAUAUGUCUUUGACUGUGGCCGAUCAAAAGAGAGACAGUAUGAUCGUCUAAGUGGAGUUCAGAGCUACGAUAUUGGAUGGAUCAGUAAAGCCAGCGCAAACCAGCGAUCUGGUCGUGCUGGCCGUACCGGUCCUGGCCAUUGUUACAGACUCUACUCCUCUGCAGUAUAUGAGAGAGAUUUCCCACCUUUCACAGAUCCUGAGUUGUUGCGAAUGCCUAUUGAGGGUAUCGUGCUACAGCUCAAGGCGAUGAACCUGCAGCAUGUUGUCAACUUCCCCUUCCCUACACCACCUGAUCGACGAGCGCUUGCUAAGUCUGAGAAGCUGUUGACAUAUCUCUCUGCUAUCUCCUCGACAGGACAAGUUACGCAGAUUGGUCAAACCAUGUCUGUGUUCCCUCUGUCUCCUAGGUUUGCGCGCAUAUUGCUGGUUGGCCAUCUUCAUGACUGUAUCCACUACACAAUUGCUCUUGUUGCUGGUUUAUCAGCCGCCGAAAUUUUCAUUCCUGAGAACCAAGCGAUUCCGGCGCUCGCAGCAAAGGAUGAAACCGCUAUCCGUACAACAUCAGACGUCAUUGCAGAAGAUCGUCAAGCCAAUGUGCGAAAGAUGUUUAACGAGGUUCACAGGAAUUUCUGUUACCUAGACGAUAAAUCCGAUGCUAUCAAACUUCUGCAAGUCGUGGGUGAGUUUGCUCAUGAGCCUACAGAGGAAUGGUGUGAGAGCCAUUUUGUCAGAUACAAGGUGCUUAAGGAAAUCCAACAGCUGCGACGACAAAUCACAGAGCUGUUGAGGACAAAUGUUUCGGCUUUCACCAACCUGAAAUACCAGGAUAAGCUGGAUCCUCCAUCCCCCAAACAAGUCGCUGCUCUGAAGCAAAUGGUCGCGGCCGGCUUCGUGGAUCAGGUUGCUAUUCGAGCAGAUCUUACACCCAACCCUCCUGAGCAAUUCCGCAAGCCUCGCCGGUCCAUCGAUGUUCCAUAUAUCCCCUUGAUUCCUAUCCACGCUGGCAAGGAGGUUGAAAGCGACCGUGCAGUGUACAUCCAUCCCACCUCACCUCUUGCCCACAUCAGUAUUCAGGAAUGCCCCGAGUACAUCGUUUACUCUUAUCUCCAGCGAGCUGCGCAAUCAGUUGAUGCGGAAAAGCGUCCCAAGACAAGAAUGCAUGCCCUUACAGACGUAACUGGCGGGCAACUAGCAGGGUUGGCCAAGGGAACACCCCUUAUCACCUACGGCAAGCCGAUUAAGGAGCUCAAACCCACAACGGGCACGGAUGGAGCUGCAGUUCGAGAGUGCUUUGUGGUUCCAUAUUUGAGAGCCGAGAGCACCGGUGGUCAAGGAUGGCCUCUCCCUGCGAAGAAGGUGAAGCAGAGAAAGGUUCCUGGCAAGGGAUGGGUUGUGGAGUAGAGGUUGCAGAUACGGGAGAUGUUUUCGAUAAUUUAGUCUUAAAAGUUGACAUAGACAAGAUACCUCGUGGUUUAUACAAAAUAAGAUUUCAUGUAUAUU